Molecule: messenger RNA, 1415 nt
Organism: Aspergillus saccharolyticus JOP 1030-1
Lineage: Eukaryota; Fungi; Ascomycota; Eurotiomycetes; Eurotiales; Aspergillaceae
Exons: 3
Coding region: 293-1213 (306 amino acids)
Biological process (GO): protein import into nucleus; spindle pole body duplication
Cellular component (GO): nuclear outer membrane; nuclear pore transmembrane ring
Source: RefSeq, a predicted model, not a curated record
AUCAAUUGACUGCCCUGCAUCUCCGACUCCAAUUCCCCCCUCCCCCUCCUCCUCCUCCCUCAAACCCAUUCCACAGGGGAUAUCUUGCUACUCCGUACUACCUCCUUGCGACUAUGGUUCUAUCUGGACUCUUGUCGUAGGUUUUCAAUCGGAGAUUAUACCAUCCAUGUGAUACAUCCUUCUCCCCGUGCGCAGUUCAUCACCAGGUAAGUCAUAACUGCCAUUCCCUUAGGUAUCCCCAUCGUUCCCUCUGUGCCUCUCCACUGCAAUUCUAUCGUGUUGUCAUCUUUCAAUGGCGUCCUCUGCCCCUCCCUCCACCCCUAAAGCUUCCAAAGCUUCACCUGCGAUCGCAGCGAUUCCCGACCAGAGCCAAACGCCCGGAAAGUGGCGCCACCCUCACUUGAAUGAAGUGGUCCGCCGACAAAAUGCUGGAACAUUUGGGGAUCGCAACAUAACCAAACUAGUGUGGAAUGGUGCUGCUUUAUUUGCACUCGUGGCAUUCUGGGAUACCUUCGAGGCAUAUCUUCUUUGGCUUGAACAUUUGAUCCAAUUUCCUACCUAUCCCGACUUCUCCCUCCUCGUCCUGCGCCUUGUCUUUGUCUUCAACAUCCUAUAUGCCCUGUAUCCUAUAUGGGGGCCGAAGGACGAUUUUUCCGAUAUUCCUUUGACUCCCACCCAACGCUCGCUUCUUGGGCUGGAUCCCACUGCUACGCCGCCAUUAACACCCGGUACUACCUAUGUAACUCCGCCUAAGUAUCGUCUCUCUACGUCCCGACCCGCGAGCCCAGCAAGUAGAUCUGGAUCUCCGCUAUCGGCAAAUACUGGCGCCUCUGGUCGCAGAGUAUCGUCCGGCCCCUCCUUCUCACCUUCUCCUAGUCCUCUGUUCCAGAAAGUGGUUACCAACAGCGGGAAAGACAACGGUCGGCGACCGAGCUUCGGAUCAUCAUCGCCUCUUGGUCGAGGCACAUCAUUCUCGCCUUAUCGAGAGUCGACCACGUCUUUCAAGGAAUCUACCGCGUCCUUCAGAGAUUCGACUGCAUCUUUCAAGGAAUCGACCAUGUCCACCAUGUCAAAUAUGUCGUUGUCGACGAUGUCGAGUCUCGGACCCGCGAGUCCAUCCCCUGUAGGGGGUAAGCGCGCGGCCUUAGGUUUGAGUAAUAAGUGGUUGUACGAGAGGAGCCGGCGACUGUCAGCAAGCAACGGCAGUUACUAAUGCCGACGCUGGUGGUGGCUGUGGGCAGUGAGCGGGCGCAAUAAGGCAGGCAGGGAAGGCGAUGUAAACUGAUGAAUUUUCUUUUCUUUUAUCUCUUUGUUCGCUAUGACUAGCGGGGUGCAUCUCGAUUCUUAGAUUUCCAUACCAGCAUACAACUGCUCCAUUGUGUAUUUUAGAUUCAAAUGUUAGAUCGGUUUGGAGA